GUGCAAAUUCAAGCGUUUACGACAACAUCCUGGUUGUAUCUCAACAUAUAAACAAAUGGUUGACACUUAAAGAGUGUUUUGAUACAUAAAUAGUGCACAUGUCUAAAACAUUGCCAUCGGAAAUGAAAAUUACAACGAUUAAACACAUAUUUACGUUUAUACUCAUAAUGUGCAGCUUAUUUCCUAACGUGUGUAUGGAUUUCUUUGCCAAUUUAGACAACAUGGAUAUCGAAUCUAAAUUAAAAGACUUGGACAAGAUGCUUUCAUCUCUGAGUAACGACGACGAAGAUGAAAACGAAAUUGGCAAGCGACGGUUUGCUCCCGGUGCUGAUGGGGAUUUAGGGGAUGCUUUUGAAGCUCUUACAAAUAUUUUAGGUGGAGACACGAAAUGUAUAUACGAGUGUAAAAAUGGCGGUAGUCCACAGCCCAGACGAAGCCACAAGCCUACCUCCAACGGAUGUGGAACAGUAGGAAUCCAGGUUGACGUGGCAAGUUUUCCCGGAUUUUCCUCGUGUUGUAACGCGCACGACAUUUGUUAUGACACAUGUAACAACCAGAGGAAAACAUGCGACCAGGAGUUUCAAGAAUGCUUGGUUAAAUCUUGUCGGAAACUUGACGAUAAGCGUAAACUUCCAUACCAAGAGUGUAAAGGCAUGGCGGACAUUAUGUACAGCGGGACGGUGACGCUGGGCUGCUCCUCUUACCUUGACGCACAGGAGAACGCGUGCACGUGCCAGCCACGUGCAGGGGCGACAAACCAGCGCUCUGGUCCCAGUGGUUCAUCGGGUCGGAAUACGGAGAACAUGCCCGGGAGCAAAAACGGUGAUAAUAUGGGGAGUAAUAAGAGUAAACGUGUUACGAGGAAGGUUGAACUUUGAUAAAUGUAUUUCAUAAAAAACAUUUAAGUUUUUAACGCAACGUUUGGUUGCCAGUACCGGUAUGUGAAAUCAGUGAUAUUGUUGUUAUGUGGGAUUUUUUCUAUACCAAAGGUUUACCAAAUAUAUGACGAAUGUGAAAUUAGUGCUUGUUGAUGACAUGAAUUGUGUAAAUUGUAAUUUCUUAAAAAUUAAGGCGUCUGUAAGGAUCCUUGGAGAUAUGGUAGACGAUGCUACAAUUAAACAGAUUAUUUAGUUCUUUGUAGUAUGUCGCAAAUAUUAAACAGAUUAUUAAGUUCUUUGUAGUAUGUCGCAAAUAUUAAACAGAUUAUUCAUUUUUUUGUUGUAUGUUGCAAAAUAGGGUUAAAUAGCACUCGAAUUGAGUAAAAAGAUCACCUUAUUAUCACAUUACAGUGCCAGAUACGCCCAUUAGUAAAAAACAACACUGUUCCAUUGCCACAAAGAUACGCCCCUCAGUCAAGCAACUUUUUAAGUCAAGUUUGGACAAAGUCUAAAUUGAUAUCUCACUUAACUUUGAACCUUAAAUUGUUAACUUGAUAUGCGAUUAUGGGGCUUAAGGGGAUUAUGUUUUCCCCAAUCAGUAUGCUUCAAACUAUUUCAAAGUUAUUUAAAAAUCCUUAAUUUGCUUAAAACUAUAUUUUGACCUUGGAGCUGUUACAUUGACCUUAGACCUUUUGAUCUGGUUCUUGAGCCUUACACUCGGUCGAAUCAUGCUGAUAACUUCUGUUAAGUUAUUUGAAAUUCCAUCAUUAUUAACGAAGUAAUGCUCCGUACAAAGUCAACUCGUCAAGUACUAAUUGCCUGAUUUGAUCUUGAAUGGUGACCUAAGAGCCUAGCUCCUGAGCCCUACACUCUCAUUAUAAUGAUCCCUUGUGGCUAAUUAUUAUAACUUGUAUGAAAUUCCAUCAUUGCUGUUGUAAAUACCAACAAAAGCACCGCAUAAUGAGUGCCACGCUCGGCUAUGGGUGCAAUUUUGAAUAAAUGAAAGCUUGUCAGAAUAUUUUUUUUAGAGGUCACAGUGACCUUGACCUUUGACCUAGUGACCCCAAAAUGGGUGUGGCAUGUAAAACUCAUCAAGGUGCAUCUACAUAUGAAGUUUCAAAGUUGUAGGUGGAAGCACUUUGAUUUUAGAGCCAAUGUUAAGAUUUUAGCAUGACGCGGACAUCAGACAGCGAACGACGAGCUGGCUAUGACAAUACCUCGGGUUUUCUCCGAAAACGCCGAGCUAAAAAUAGAUCAAUGACCUUAAAUUUGUUGCCAUGACCUUGAUCCUAGGGACCUGCUUCUUUCACUCUGAUAUAUAAUUCUGAUAAUUUAUACAUUGAAAGUUAUAUGAAAAUCCAUCCUGGUUUCUUAUACUUAUAAAACAAGCAUAUUAUAAUGAAAAUAAUAAUAAUAUCUUUAUCCAUUUGAUAAGAUCAUCAAGACAUUUUAACACACACGAAUCCUUUAUAUGACUAAAAAAGCCUAUUUAAACUUGUUGAAAAACACACAUUUAAGUAUGGCUGCGCUUCAAAUACCAAUUUUCCAAAUGUAAAUUACCAGAUGUUAAAUAAUCAGACUGAACAAUCCUUACUCAUUCAUAAUAAUUCAAUUGAAACAAAUAGUGGCAUUCAGAACAAUCCAAUGUAAUACAAGGUAAAAUGAUUAUGAUUAACAUGCACACAAAAAACAGUUUCAGUUUUCAAUCGCUUUCCUAAAUCAUGUAAAACUUGUAUAUUAAUGGUGGGUAUUCAAUACAGGUAUGAUACAUGUAUAUUUUCAGACAGUGAUGUUGUAAAUAUGGACAUUGAGGUUGAAAAAGAAAAGGCAAUUAAACAUUGGUAGACACGUUGCUUUCCUUUUGGACAUAAACUAGAUUUGGCAGAAAAUACAGCAACAUGAUGAUUAGAAAACACAACUGGCUUCUACACGCCUCCUAAUUAAACUUAAAUUAGACAUCACUGUUCAUUUUCACAAUCAUUAACCAGCUCAGACUUCAAAACAUAGCUUUGAAGCUAUAGAGGAGUUUAGGGGCAUCAGUCCAAACACAUACUACAACAGAACACAGGCCCUGGAACGUCUCCAAAAGACUAAGAAUGUGACACAAAAAAUGUAAAGAAACUGGCCCAUACUAGGUGCAUUUCACAUCUUAAUGCAAUGAGAGAUACAUAUGCAAAUGUGUGCAUUGACCUUGAAAACAGUGGUGAUGCUGGUGAUGCUAACAUUGAAGCACAUGAUGCAACAUGAUGUGUGGACUGUCUCUAUCUUCUAUAAGACUUCAUCUUAUUCUCCGUCAGGAAUUGAAGAACUGGAAGUGUUGUGUGAUCACUUGGGUUGGACCGUCAUUAAUGUUUGUGUUGUCUCCCUGACAACCAAAUUUUCAAACUGCCAAGAAAUAAACACACCUGAUUUUUUGCUUAAAACAUUGAUCAGUUAAAGACUCCACCUUGUGAGACACUGUGACAGCUUACACAAAUCUGUGCUGCAGCUGUGCUUUUACCUGCCAGUUCUUCAGAGGUUUGGAAAGAUGAUUAUCAAUAAACGGAAUGUACAAUAAUGACAGCAAUUGAAACAGGUCAAUCAACUUAACAAUACAGUCAGUACUCUAUAGAAACCUUAUCAACAGACAAAA
Dreissena polymorpha is the source of this 3510-nucleotide messenger RNA. Its product is annotated as group XIIB secretory phospholipase A2-like protein. The record is from RefSeq and is a predicted model, not a curated record. The coding region runs from base 99 to 878 and encodes 259 amino acids. Gene Ontology annotation, cellular component: extracellular region. Gene Ontology annotation, molecular function: calcium ion binding; A2-type glycerophospholipase activity. The transcript has 4 exons. NCBI's taxonomy places the organism in Eukaryota, Metazoa, Mollusca, Bivalvia, Myida, Dreissenidae. Gene Ontology annotation, biological process: arachidonate secretion; lipid catabolic process; phospholipid metabolic process.